AUGGAAAAAAUUAAACCGAUUAAAUCGAUUUUAGUUGCAAAUCGUGGUGAAAUAGCAAUACGAGUAUUUCGAGCAUGUUCUGAGCUCGGUAUUAGAUCAGUUGCAAUUUAUUCGGAACAAGAUAGAAUGCAUAUGCAUCGUUCUAAAGCAGAUGAAGCGUAUUUAAUUGGUAAAGGAAUGAGUCCAGUUGAAGCAUAUUUAAAUAUUCCAGAAAUAAUUCGUAUAUGUAAAGAAAAUUGUAUUGAUGCAGUACAUCCUGGUUAUGGUUUUUUGUCAGAAAGAUCUGACUUUGUUAAGGAAUUGACAAAAAAUGAUAUACGUUUUAUAGGACCACCACAAAAUGUUGUUAAGCAAAUGGGUGAUAAAGUAGAAGCACGUUUUGCAGCAGUUAAAGCAAAUAUACCUAUAAUACCGGGUACUGACAAGCCGAUUACAAAAAAAGAAGAAUGCAUUGAAUUCUGUGAAAAACAUAAUCUACCAAUAAUUUUAAAAGCUGCAUAUGGAGGUGGUGGUCGUGGCAUGAGAAUUGUUCGUGAUAUGGAAAAUAUAUCGGAAUUAUUUGAAUUAGCAAGCUCUGAAGCGAAAACAGCAUUUGGUAAUGGUGCAAUGUUUAUUGAAAAAUUAAUCGAAAAUCCUCGACAUAUUGAAGUACAAAUCUUAGGUGAUAAAUAUGGCAAUAUAGUACAUUUAUAUGAAAGAGAUUGUUCGGUGCAAAGACGUCAUCAAAAAGUUAUUGAAAUAGCACCAGCACCGAAUUUAUCGAAAAUUACACGUGAUAAAAUUACUGAAGCAGCUGUUAGUCUAACAAAACACGUUAAUUAUGAGAAUGCCGGAACUGUAGAAUUCUUAUUAGAUAAGAAUAAUAAUUUCUAUUUUAUAGAAGUCAAUGCAAGAUUACAAGUUGAACAUACAAUAACUGAGGAAAUAACUGGAGUUGAUUUAGUUCAAUCACAAAUUCGAAUAGCAGAAGGAUGCUCAUUAUCUGAUCUUUGUUUAACUCAAGAUAAAAUUAAUACUUGGGGCUUUGCUAUACAAUGUCGUGUUACAACUGAAGAUCCUACCAAAGAUUUUCAACCAAAUUCUGGUCGAAUAUCUGUUUAUAGAACUGGUGAAGGUAUGGGAAUAAGAUUAGAUGGAACUUCAACAUACCCGGGUGCAAUAAUUACAACAUUUUAUGAUUCUUUGUUAUGUAAAGUGAUUGCUCACUCUGGAAAUUUAAAAAGUACUGCAGCAAAAUUAUGUCGUGCUUUAACUGAAUUUCGUGUAAGAGGUGUUAAAACAAAUAUUCCAUUUCUAUUGAAUGUUCUUAAACACAAAAAAUUUUUGAAUGAAAUUGUAAACACAAAUUUUAUUGAAUCACAUCCAGAACUUUUUAUAUUUGAUGUUUCACAGAAUCGUGCUCAGAAAUUAUUAACAUAUAUAGCAAUGAUUUUAAUAAAUGGACCACAAACCCCGUUAUCUACGAAUUUAUUGCCAGCGAAUAUUACUCCAGAUAUACCACAAAUAUUAAAUUGCGUUGGUAAGAAACAAGAAAAUGAUGCUUGUCCACCGAAAGGUUUUCGGGAUACAUUAUUAUGUGAAGGUCCAGAGGGUUUCGCAAGAAGAAUUCGUUGUAAUCCGAAUCUUAUGUUAAUGGACACAACAUUUCGAGAUGCUCAUCAAUCCCUUUUAGCAACCAGAGUUCGAACAUACGACAUUUUAAAUAUAUGUCCAUUUGUAGCACACAAAUUUUAUAAUCUUUAUGCUUUAGAAAAUUGGGGUGGUGCAACUUUUGAUGUAUCAUUGCGUUUUCUGCACGAAUGUCCAUGGGAAAGAUUGGUUGAAAUGCGAAACUUAAUACCGAAUAUACCAUUUCAAAUGCUUUUACGUGGAGCUAAUACUGUUGGGUACACAAAUUAUCCAGAUAAUGUAGUUUUUAAGUUUUGUGAUUUAGCUGUUCAAGCUGGGAUGGAUAUAUUUCGUAUUUUUGAUAGUUUAAAUUAUCUUCCUAAUAUUAUUUUAGGAAUGGAAGCUGUUGGAAAAGCUGGUGGUGUAAUCGAAGCUGCAAUAUCAUAUACGGGAGAUAUAAGUGAUCCAACAAAAACUAAAUAUGAUUUGAAAUAUUACAUGAAUUUAGCUGAUGAUCUUAUCAAAGCGGGCACUCAUAUACUUGCGAUUAAAGAUAUGGCUGGCUUAUUAAAACCAGAAGCAGCAAAAAUACUUAUAUGUACACUCCGAGAAAAAUACCCCAAUAUUCCGAUUCACGUUCAUACACAUGAUACUGCUGGUCUUGGUGUUGCUACACUUUUGAUUUGUGCAGAAUCCGGGGCUGAUAUUGUUGACGUGGCAAUAGAUUCAAUGUCUGGAAUGACAUCACAACCGAGCAUGGGAGCAAUUGUAGCUUCAUUACAAGGAACUAAUGUAGAUCCUAAAAUUAAUUUAAAUGAUAUAUCGCAAUAUUCAGCUUAUUGGGAGCAAACUCGUACAUUAUAUGCUCCUUUCGAGUGCACAUCAACAAUGAAAUCAGGCAAUGCUGAUGUAUACAUGCAUGAAAUACCAGGUGGACAAUAUACAAAUUUACAAUUUCAAGCAUUCUCUCUUGGAUUAGGGCAACAAUUUGAACAAAUUAAAAAUGCAUAUAGAGAAGCAAAUUUAAUUUUAGGUGAUAUUAUCAAGGUCACACCAUCGUCUAAAGUGGUUGGUGAUUUGGCUCAAUUUAUGGUUCAAAAUAAAUUAAGUUAUGAUGAUGUUCUUAAUAGAGCCAAAGAAUUAUCUUUUCCAAAAUCAGUUAUUGAAUUUUUACAGGGAUACUUAGGUGUACCACAUGGAGGAUUUCCAGAACCAUUUAGAUCAAAUGUUUUAAAAGAUAUAGAACGAAUUGAAGGACGUCCCGGUCAAAAUAUGAAAUCAUUAAAUUUCGAUGAACUUAAAAAUCAACUAAAAGAUUCUUUCACCGAAAUAAAUGAUUUUGAUGUAAUGUCAGCCGCGCUCUAUCCAGAUGUUACAAAAGAUUAUCUUAGUUUUAAAAAUAAAUAUGGUCCCGUUACAAAAUUAAAUACAAGAGUUUUUUUUACUGGACCAAAUAUUGGAGAAGAAAUUGAUGUUAUGCUGGAAAUUGGUAAAAAUAUACAUAUAAAAGUUGUUGCAAUUGGUAAUGAUUUAACGGAAAACGGUGAACGUGAAAUUUUUUUUGAAAUGAAUGGUCAAUUAAGAUCUGUUUUCAUAUCAGAUACGAAAGUUGCUGUUAAUUUAAAAAUUCAUCCAAAAGCAUCUAAAACAAAUACAAAUGAAAUUGGUGCACCAAUGCCUGGUACAAUUUUAGAUAUACAAAUAAAACCGGGUGAUAAAGUUCAAAAAGGUCAAACAAUAAUCAUUUUGUCAGCUAUGAAAAUGGAAACAAUUGUUCAAGCACCAAAAGAUGGUAUUAUUAAAAGUAUUGAAGUUGUAAAUGGUAUGAAAGUUGAAGGUGAUGAUUUACUUGCCAUCUAUGAACAAUAAUUGAAAGUGUCGUAAUAUGUGAAGCGUCUGUACAAAAUGUCAAA
Messenger RNA from Condylostylus longicornis, 3521 nucleotides. Its product is annotated as pyruvate carboxylase, mitochondrial-like. The transcript has 2 exons. Bases 1 to 3477 code for a protein of 1158 amino acids. Gene Ontology annotation, molecular function: metal ion binding; pyruvate carboxylase activity; ATP binding. The record is from RefSeq and is a predicted model, not a curated record. Gene Ontology annotation, biological process: pyruvate metabolic process; gluconeogenesis. NCBI's taxonomy places the organism in Eukaryota, Metazoa, Arthropoda, Insecta, Diptera, Dolichopodidae. Gene Ontology annotation, cellular component: cytoplasm.